AAUGGCAGAUGAAAAUUUAGAAUAAAUAAUUGAUAUGCCAGAGCAAUCAGACAUGAUCAAUGAUGCAAGAACUUAAGUAUAAUAUAUAUCUACUUCAAGGCUAAAUAUGCAGUUGAACAUUUUAAAGUGGAAUCAUAAAUAUCUAAUUACAUUAAGAAGUUUUUUGAUGAGAAAUAUGGUCCAAAUUGGCAUUGCGUUGUUGGUACUUACAUCAAUUAAAUUCAAAGGAAAACAUUUUAAUUCCUAUUCAUCAUACGAAAGCAAACGAUAUAUGUUUUUUUAUGAAGGAUAAAUGGCAAUAUUACUAUAUAAAAUGGGUUGA
Molecule: messenger RNA, 322 nt
Organism: Paramecium pentaurelia
Lineage: Eukaryota; Ciliophora; Oligohymenophorea; Peniculida; Parameciidae
Source: the annotation of a GenBank genome assembly